CCUCUGCCAGAAAAAUCAAACUUUUGACUUUGAGCCCUCGGUCCAUGCCUCCAUGUUCUCCACGAAUUAUUCUUAUCAAUCACCGUCCUUAUUAAUUGAUUUCACAACCAUCAUAUAUAUAGAAAGCUUGGCCAUUUUAUCUACAGCAUUCCCUUUCCUCCUCUCCACACCGAACUUCUCUAGACAGAAACAAGGGAUCUAUGGAGGCUUUUCCGGUUCAGUUUUGCAGAGCUGUUCGCUCUUACUGGCGCCGCCGACGAUAUAAGAGGCUGGAAAGCGGUAAGGGGAAGAAGGUCCAAGUGGACAAACUCGGCGGAGGUCUACGCCGGCCGAUAAGGCUGCGGCGAGUCUUUGGGAUUCGGUCGAAGAUGCUUUCGCCGGUCCGCCUCCUGGCCCGGCUGAGAGACGCUUACGUGGACUCCAUGCUUGGGCUAGCCGGGAAGGGAUCCGGUCUAUCGGGGGCGAUCGGGGCAGAGGCCCUAAUAAACCGGCGGAUCCCUAGAGCUCAUCCGGCCAAGUUGGAAGCGGCCGAAUUUGAGCGCCGGUUGAUUCUGGAGAUCUGCCGCUCUAUCCGCUCCUCUGGCGAGAUUGCUGUUUACUCAUAGAUAGGCUACAGUUGCUAGGAUUUUUUUAAGAAAGUCCUAUUUUCUCUAAAAUUACAAGUCUCAUCUUUGCAAAAUUUCGUUUCUUUUUGAAGAUGUGGAGCUCCGGUUUCUCGGCAUGUGUAUAGUAUGUAAAAAUGAAUCCUGGGGUUGCUUCCUGCGGGAAGAAACGUAAACAAUAUUGUAUUUGUAUCGUGUGGUAGUUCUUGGAAGGGUAAUUGUAAUGUGCACAAAUUAUAAUUUGAGUUGAGAUUCUCAAA
Messenger RNA from Phalaenopsis equestris, 862 nucleotides. RefSeq lists its product as uncharacterized. The transcript has a single exon. The coding region runs from base 201 to 605 and encodes 134 amino acids. The record is from RefSeq and is a predicted model, not a curated record. Lineage: Eukaryota; Viridiplantae; Streptophyta; Magnoliopsida; Asparagales; Orchidaceae.